AUGUCUUUUCCGUUGAGUAAACUAGAGAUCAUCGGACAUUUAAGAGCGUCGUAUCAAAUGAACGUUGAGGACGAUGAUCAGGCACGGCAACUUGUAAAAGCGAUAGACUUUGGCAGCAUUGGUAAUAGUUAUUAUCCAGAUUUGGAGCCUCCCAGCUCUCCUCCUAUCAUGAUGAAAGUUGCCAGGCAUUUACAAAAGAGUGUUGAGAAAAAUGAACAGGUUGCUGGUAAUGAUGAUAUAGGUGGUGGCGGUACUCAUAAGGGACCUUCGAAAAGACAAAGUAAGCAGCACAAGGAAGACUCUAGUCGAAGGCGUGCAUCGAACCUCCAUGAAGAAGAGAAGAAAAAUAAUGAAUUUUCAUCGCAGGGUCUGAUAAAUAACAUAUCACCUUCAAAAGUAUCCAAGUUUCUUCAUAGUAGCAGUGAUGAGAACGCGACGAAUAGUGAAACGGAUAAGUCAUUGGGAUCUCAUGACCAUAGUUUGGGCUUGAUUGAAGAAGAAGGUAAUGAAGAGAUUUCUAGAAGUGCUUCUAAUUCUGCCUCUGUAGACAAUGAUGAUGCUAUAACUAUUGACAGUGAUUUUGGAGUUCCAGUCACUGCAAGUGGUGAAGUCAUAAAGGACGAUUCCUAUAGUCUACGUUCCAGAUAUCACAAGAAAUCCAGAAAUAAGAUUAAGGAAAAACAAAGUCUUCUGAGUAAUAAGUAUGCCGACUUGGCAGAUAUCAGCAAAGGAAAUGGCAAGAAAGAAUACACGAAUGAUUAUGUAGAAGAUGGCGAUAUUGACGAUGACGACAAUGAUUAUGAUUACAAUAAUGGAAUUAAUGCCAAUAACAAGAACGAUGAUGGUAAUAAUAUUGAUGAAGAUCGCAAUAACGGAAUUGUUAAUGGCAUCAAGGAACACGAUGACGGUGAUAUUAAUGAUAAUGAUGACAAUGAAGCUAAUGACUAUGGUGAUGAAGAUGAUGAUGAUGGUGAUGACGAUGAUGACGAUGAUGACGAUGAUGAUGAUGAUGAUGAUGAUGACGAUGAUGAUGAUGAUGAUGAUGAUGAUGAUUACGAUGAAGACGACGACGACUUUCUUGAUGAUUUCACUUCGACAGACUCAGCAUUCACAGACAUCGAGACAGGAUCAAUCUUGAGUACAUCAAUGUUACUAGAAGAUCUCCAUGGCAAGGCUACGGACUUUACGUUCGAUGACAAAACCGAUCAGUCUGAGAUAGGUAGAAAAUUUCGUGGUAAAAGAAGGAAAGAUUCGAUCGAUUCGACCUUGUACAAAGACUCGGCAUCGGCGAUGUUAAAACAUUCAUCUUCACAGACUUCAAUGAACGCUCAUAAUAAGCUAGAAUUUUCUCGUGGAACUACUUUAUCUCCCUCUCAACAAAGUUUGAACUUUUCAUUUCAAAAGAUAAAUCCAAAGGAGAAAUGCGAGGUAGAUAACGGGAAUUCUUCCAAUUUGAGUUCUUUGAUUAGAUCCAAGUUCAGGACAUCAGAUCUGAACCCUCUUUUAUAUUAUACAUUUGUUGGAUCCCGAUUUGCUUCCAAUCCAGCUAUUUCAACCGCAAUCAAUAUCUUUAUGCCUCCUAUUAAAGAGCCUUUAUUAAGAGAACUAGAAAUGAAUGAUAAUGCUUCUAUCGCGGAUUGCAUUGGGUACAUACUAUUAAGCUUGUCAAAAUUGGAUGAUUUUAAACCCAAGUUGAAUGAUAUGGAAUUCCUCAAUCCUAAUAAUUGGAGAUUAGAACUAGUUGAUGAAGAUGGCGAUAAUUAUGGAUCGUUUGGGAUAUUAGACAGAACUCGAUUGCUUUCUUCCUAUAAUAGCCCUAAAGAUUUAGCUUUAUGUCAUGUCGUGAAGGAAGAGGAGAAGUCUAAAAAUGAAAGUGAUAGCCCCUUGCCCAUGGAAUUGAAAAUGACGUUUCUUAAAAUGAAUGAGACACCCCAGAAAAGUGAGGUCAUUGAAGAAGAUCGAGACUCUAGCCUUCAAACAGUUCAUCAGACAAGAGAGUCAAAGGAGUUGAGAAUAUUCUCGAAACCGUCUAGUAAAUUGUCCCCGAAUUAUGUGAGAUAUUAUGUCUAUCCUGGGGCUAAUUUCGGUCUGCUUCUUCAUAAAUUUUGUGCUGAACGUAAUCUAGACCCAUUUAAAUACGUUUUCGCCGAAAUUAAUUCGGAUUCUCUGAACGACAACAAAGAAAGCACCUUAUUACAGAAAAAUUUAAUUGACAAUUCUGCCUUAGUUUCCAUAGAGCCCAUGCGAAUAUUAAAAUCCACCGAUAUUGUGACUGAUAUAAAGAGUGACACAUUAGAAUUGGUUCCCAAAAAAGACUUACCGCCUACCUUAUUAGCACAUCUGUCCAAUUAUAGCUCCUUAUUGAACAACGUUAUCACUCCAUCGGAUGGAACAUAUACGCUCUCUGUCAUAACUCCUCCUCCACAAAGGAGAGAGGAUGAGAAAGGAAUUACAGAACAAAUGACGAACACAAAGACUAACUCAACUGCUGCCCAGGCAAAUAUAAAUUCAGCACAGAAUAUAAAGAAAACAAUUAAUUCAAACAAGUACUUAGAUGAUAUAAUUUCUGGUAAAAACAAUCAGUUGCCCACAAACCUAAAUACUAUUUAUUUCAAAUGGAAAGUCUGGAGGAAAAAAACCACGAUUUUGAAUAAAAUAGAAAAAUCUUUAAUUAUAGAUGGUGAUUACGUUCAUUUGACUCCAUCUGAUGAUCUUGUUUUCAAAAAGAACCCGGAAAACCCUUUCACCAGUCAAAGUGCAGCUCAUGUACACCACUCGCAACAUCACUUUAAUCAUUAUAACUACAGCAAUUAUUACAAGGAACUGAUGAUGAAAACUACCUCUUUUCACAUUACUCAAAUUACAAAGAUAAAGCAGUAUAAAAACUCAAAAAAUCCCAACCAUUUCAAAAUCGUCAUAACAAAGCAACCUGAUCCAGUUCAUGCCUCCGCGAAAGAUUCUAGGUCCCAAAAGAAGUACGACUUGGAAGCUGUAGAUGCAAAGGAGUGCCAGGAGAUAGUUGACAAAAUCAAAUGGGUUUUACAGAUCUAUAAGAUGUCUAGUAUAUAUAAUUAA
This is a messenger RNA of Priceomyces carsonii, 3075 nucleotides long. RefSeq lists its product as uncharacterized. The transcript has a single exon. Gene Ontology annotation, molecular function: phosphatidylinositol-4,5-bisphosphate binding. Lineage: Eukaryota; Fungi; Ascomycota; Pichiomycetes; Serinales; Debaryomycetaceae. Gene Ontology annotation, cellular component: plasma membrane; cytoplasm; TORC2 complex. The coding region runs from base 1 to 3075 and encodes 1024 amino acids. The record is from RefSeq and is a predicted model, not a curated record. Gene Ontology annotation, biological process: TORC2 signaling.